Molecule: messenger RNA, 2938 nt
Organism: Dermacentor andersoni
Lineage: Eukaryota; Metazoa; Arthropoda; Arachnida; Ixodida; Ixodidae
Source: RefSeq, a predicted model, not a curated record
AUGGCCGCUCCUAUCGUCGCGCUUUUGGAGUCUCUCGGGCAGCCUCGGCAACGCAUCUUUCGGGACGCAUUUGACGACCUUACCGAGGAAGAGUUCCGCGACCACUUCAGGCUCUCGAAGCGCACUGUGCGCUGGCUCUGCGAGCAACUGGAAGACGCCAUCGGUGGCCUUCGGACCGGUGGCAUCACGACGCAAGACAGGGUGCUUUGUGCUCUCCGUUUCUUCGCGACGGGGAGCUUCCAAAGAUCCAUCGGCAGCGAAGAAUUCGUAUCCAUGGGGCAAGCUUCCGUGAGCGAAAGCAUUCACGCAGUUGCGGAAGCAAUAACCGUGGUGGGCCGGCAACAGGGCUGGGUGAGCUCCCCGUUGACAACGGCCGGCAAGGCUAGUGCAAAGGCGGCCUUUGCGGAUCGGGGCCGCAUUCCCGGUGUAGUGGCCUGUGUCGACGGGACGCUCAUAGCGAUCAAACAGCCCGAAGGACUCAGCCCGGGCGAGACCGCGGGCUUCAUGUCAAGAAAAGGCUUCUACGCCUUGAAUACCAUGAUCGUGUGUGAUGCCCACAUGCGCAUCGUGGACAUCGAUCCCCGUUUCCCCGGAUCGUGCCACGACUCCUACGUGUGGAGGCACUCACCACUGUUAGGCCGCCUCACACGUAACCUGCGACGUGGAGAAUGGGUGCUUGGAGACUCAGGCUACCCUCUUGAGCCAUGGCUGCUGACACCUGUGCCAGGCCAUCCAGGCAUUGACACUCCGGAGGGGCGCUACAACCAGGCCCAUGCCUCCAUGAGGAACGUUGUGGAGAGGGGUAUUGGCGUCUUGAAGGCAAGGUUCCGGUGCCUUCAAAGGUACCGGACACUCCUUUAUGAGCCCAAGGAUGCAGCCACAAUCGUAGCAGCCUGCGCCGCUCUCCACAACAUUGCUUUGAAGGCAGGGGAGCCGGAGCUGCAGGACAGUGAUGAGGAGGCCGAGGACAACCAGCCACCGCUGCAACAGGGCUUGCCUGUGUCUCAAGGGCACCACACCUGCCGGCAAGAAACGCCCAGAGAGCUGCUGAUGAGGGCAAAGCAGAUGAGGAGCCAGGUUGUCAACCUGUUCUCUGCGGCCCCUAGCUGGCGUACCACUCACCUGCGUGUGCUGCAUCGUCGGCUGAGGCAGCAACAUCAGGCUCAUCGCGCGGCUCAACCGUAAAGCCAGGUGAGUUCUCCAACAUAGGCGUGAAAAGGCAAACCUCAUAAUGCCAUUGAAAAAUUGAAAUGGUCGCCCUUGAUAAAAAGGAUGCAAGGCAUUUUCAAAAAUAUUUGUUUUGAUUAAUACUGAAAUCUCCAUUGCGGAUUUUCACAGGGUGUGUCACAGUAACAAAAGGUUUAGAAACAGUGGAAGAGAGACGUUAAAAAAGUGUUGCUGGGCAACUUAGUUCCUGAUGGGAACGCAAAUUCCAGGAGAAUACAAAAAACGGCACAAGCACCUGAGCGGGUGUGCUGCUGCAUCUCUUUUCCGGGUUCUUUUUUCUUUUGUAAUUUUAUUCUUAAAUAACUAGAAACACAAAAUACAAAAUGACACUGUUAUAACAGGGAAUUGUGAAAACAAAACAGACAGAGGUAGGUUUUGCACGAAGACAUGUCGUGCCAUUUCGACAUUUUUGUCCACCCCUGUAGCCAGCUGGGUAGCUAGAUUGAAACGUCACAAGAACAUUUCAUUUCACACUGCAACGGGCACAUUGUUCAUGUAGUAUAUUCAGCCAGCAUGGAGUAAAGCCAAGACAUGGUGUAGCUCAAGGAAAUGGUAUUACUUUAAUGUACUCCAUGGUUUCAACUUUGUAAACAUCCUCGUGUCACAAAAAAAUACAGAUAAAUGUCAGCCGCUACAUGUUCUGCAUUCAGGUACACCCCAUAUAAUACAACAUAUCUGAAGUAGUAACAGUGACGAAAUAUGUCACAAUGAGCUGGACUAACGUGCUGCUGUAGCAGGAAGCCUGCAGGACGUGUGUAUGUCACAUAUCACAGCACCUUGAACUACUCUUCAGUAUCAGGUACAGUAAUGCACUCCAUAGCUGUAGCUUAGCAUAUAUAAGGUUACAUGGAAGUAGUAGCAAAAAAAUAUCACAGCAGGAGCCUAUGUGGCUAGCCAGAAGUGCUUCAUGUAACACUUAUUACCCUCUCAUUAUAAAAGUGGUAAGCAUACAAAUAAAAAGCAUCAUGCAAGCCUGACUAGCAUUCUGUACUUCGAUAUAAAUGGCAGGAAUAACAUGACCUAGUUGAAAACAAUAUGACUAAUACUGUUUUUCUCCACGUACAAGGCAUCAGCUGUUAGCUGGAGAAUCCCCAUCAGGCGCCAAAUCAAGAGUUAGCUUCACUAUAUGUAAUGUGUAACACAAUUCUAAAGCAGCCAUCUAGUGAUUUCAGGUAGACACUGGAUAUGGAACCUUGCAAGAAAAAAAAUUGGACCUCAGUGCAACAACACAGAGUACAGAAAGAGCAACGCUAGCAUGACUGCCACCUAACUCAUAUGACUGAAACACCCUAAACAUAUUAAUGAUACUUGCUAAAAAAUACUAAAACAUACUAACGAUAAAGUUACAAAAAUAGUAUGCAAUUUCUCGUGCACAUAACGGAAAUAAGGUAACUAUUUAAUUUCUGCUACCUUCGAGUAACAUCUCAAAGUUUAGAGAUCACUAAAAAAAUAUUUAAAUGUACAAAACAAGAUCAAAGUUAUAAUGAACGAAUAAUAAUGAAUAAUAAAAAAAAUACAAGUAAUAAAUAAUAAAACUUCAAAUUUUCUAUUGCCUCCUUGCAGCCACUGCCUCCUGCAUUAGCUGGCCCAAGAGCUGCGAAAGCUGCCCUACUGGCCGCAGUGCCUCCGCUACUUGGUCAGCCUGCCGCUCCACAGCAGCCACGACCCGCUCAGUAGCUGCAGCCAGCCGGUCUACGCCCUGGCGGAUAAC